AAAAGAAAAUGAAGACCCCUGCUCCUAGGCGUUCAGCCAAACGUAGGAAAACGACACAAUUUAACACCUCUACUGAUACGAUUUCCAACAGUUUCAACGAGACGUGCCACUCCGUUCAUCCGGAAGCAGACAAGCUUUUACCAGUUGUCUCCAUUCCAGACAUGUUGAAAACUCUGAUGGUAAACAGUGAUGAUAAUCGCAACUGCAACUAUAUGGAUGCUAUAAAAAAGUUGCAAGUAGACAUGAACAUUCUCAAUCCGCUUAAAUAUCUCAUCAACCCCAACCUCACAGAGACUCCAGAUCAAAUGAAUGACAUAAAUAUUUUCCUAGAUCGUGUUGCAUCAGAGGUAUUUGAAAGAAUAAGACGAUCUAGCAAUGCAAUUGUGUUUAAUAUACCGGAUACACAUGCCCUUAAAAAUAUCAAAUCUAGUCUGCUUAGAGCCAGCAAUAUGACACACGUACCAUGUGUAUGCACAAGAUUAAAAAGAAGUCAUCCUGGUAUGCACUCACCGAUCUUGUUCAAAUUCAACUCAUCUGUAGACGCCAGUGAAUUUUUAAAUUCCUCCAAUUCAUUGAGACAAAAACAGAUUUUCAAGGAUAUUAAGACUCUUCCGGAUAAAACACCAUGCCAGCGAAAAGCAGGAAGAGAUAACUACAGACCAUCAGCUUCAAACUCUCAAACGCAUCAUAAUCCUAAUGGUUGUAACGUUAAGUCCGAUUCUAAGAGGACGUCUAGCUUAACAACUUUGCCGCCACCAAAAAACUCUUCUGAAUCUCAUAAAGUUCAAAACCCAGAAGAAAGUAAUCCCGAUGUAGGUGGUGUCCAUCCUCUUAAGAAUGUUGACUUAGAUUCAACCCGAAGUAGUUGUGCUGAUGAAGAAUGGGAUAACACAAUCCAAACCCCUGUUAGUGCAACACCCAGUUACAGUAACUGUGCAACGGAUAACAGGAAAACUAAUCAUAACAUUCAUAUAACUGACCACGCACUUAACGUUGAUAUAUUCGAACCUCGCAAACCAUCGCAAGUAUGUUUAACAGUACACAAUCCUCUCCAACUUAUGAAGAAGCCGAAAUCAACCACAAACCUUGGAAAUAAACGUCUUAAACACGUUACCCAUACGUCAGGUAUAAAUAGUUAUCUGAAUUGUAAUUGGCCACUUGGUCACAACCAUAGACCUGAUAGCCUUCUUGGUCCGGCUCCCAAUAUGUACAGUAUGCCCUUAUCAGAUGUUAUAUCCAAUAGCAAUGAAAAGAAUUUUUUUGUAAUUCCGCCGGCUUUCCUGCCGGCAACGGUAAACAUAUUUCACAUGAUGACAAAGUGGUUGAAUCUAUUUCCCCUCGCAACACGACUCUUACCUUAGCUAAUCCUAUGAGUAUUCAUGGAACUACCAAUUGCGAUUUAUACUCUAACCUGCUUCACUAUGAUGACUCUGAGUUUCUUAUUCUUUCGUUCAAUGCCCGCUCUCUGUCUAAUAAAAUUAUUCAUCUUAAAACUCUUUUAUUCCUUGUUAAUCCAACCAUUGUACUUAUUACGGAAACGUGGUGUAAUUCAUCUAUAUCCGAUCAUUCCUUGAAUGUAGAUAACUACGUUUUCUUUAGAACCGAUAGAUGUUAUGGAAUAGGAGGCGGUACAAUUAUCUAUGUCCGUUCAGACAUUCAAGCGUGCAAAUUUGAGGAUAAAUCCCUUGAUGCUAUAGACGACUCCACUUGGGUUACUGUAAACUGUGGAUCCCAAAAUUAUUUACUUGUGGGAUGCAUAUAUAGACCACCUCAUGCGGAUACUAAGUUUGACAAAUUACUAACAAACAUAUUUUCCAUUGCUUCGCACCAACCGCAUACUUUUAAAAUCAUCGGAGGCGAUUUUAACCUGCCAAAAAUUAAAUGGGGCUUGACUCCGGUACCAGGUCGAUAUAACAAGCUAGUUGAAACAUUAGAAAUUUGUGGAUGGGUUCAACAGGUCCGAAAACCAACCAGGGGGAAUAAUACACUUGAUUUAAUGUUCACAAUCAACAUAGACUCUAUCUCAGUACAUACCAGUCAUGAGUUUUUUAUGAGUGACCAUAGAGUUGUAUUGAGUAUUAUUCACUCUUUAAACGCCAUACAAUUGAACUCUAAAGCUUCAUUGAUGUACCAAAGCAGACAUUUUGAUCAACAAACAUGGAAACGGACUGGAACUCUCAUUCAAUGUUUACCAUGGGAAACUUAUUUUACCACAAAUAAUGUUGACAUUGCGCUUUCCAAUCUAUACCACAACCUGAUAUAUUGUCUUGACUGCACUGCUCCAGUUAUUGGCCGUGUGGCUUAUAAUGCUAAUAGGGGCCAAAAUACUUUUAAAAGAAAGCUGAGGAAAUUAAAAUGCCGCUACUACGAGCAGAAUGAUGUGUAUGCACUUCAGAGUAUACUUAAAUUAAUCAACAGAAAUGCUUCAUCUAAACGUAAGUAUUUUAUGAAUAUAGAAAAUAAAGCUCUACGUAGUAAAAGCCCAGAAUUAUCAAUACUUCG
Molecule: messenger RNA, 2502 nt
Organism: Schistosoma mattheei
Lineage: Eukaryota; Metazoa; Platyhelminthes; Trematoda; Strigeidida; Schistosomatidae
Source: the annotation of a GenBank genome assembly